Caenorhabditis angaria is the source of this 398-nucleotide messenger RNA. The record is from the annotation of a GenBank genome assembly. NCBI's taxonomy places the organism in Eukaryota, Metazoa, Nematoda, Chromadorea, Rhabditida, Rhabditidae.
UUGGUGGAUUCGUCGACCAACAGAGAUUCGAAAUGUUGUUUAAUUGAUCCAGGUUAGUUCUUUUUUCAUGCUUGAUUUUGAAUUUUAAACCAAAAUUUGGUCAAUUUUCUUUUGAUUAAACUUUGUGAAAAACAAAACAAUGGCUCUAAAAUUUUUGGAAUUUAAUUAUAUUUUUUCCAGAUUAUCGAUCGACUUGUUGUUGUGUGAUUGUGUUGGAAUCGCUCAAAUUGUUGGAUUUGUCGGGUUUUGAUGUAGUUUUUGGUGAUAAUUGCCGAAUUCAUAUUGUGUUCUCCACCAGGCAAUUUGUUUUGGAAAGGAUCAAAGCUUUGCUCAACUCAAUAAUUAUCAACCCAACUUCGAAACGUGAUUUAUUUGCCGGAAGUUUGCAUAUUUUGUAG